This is a messenger RNA of Tachysurus fulvidraco (yellow catfish), 3275 nucleotides long. RefSeq names its product WD repeat domain 43 (gene wdr43). Gene Ontology annotation, molecular function: protein binding. Bases 93 to 2105 code for a protein of 670 amino acids. Gene Ontology annotation, cellular component: nucleolus. The record is from RefSeq and is a predicted model, not a curated record. The transcript is spliced from 18 exons. NCBI's taxonomy places the organism in Eukaryota, Metazoa, Chordata, Actinopteri, Siluriformes, Bagridae. Gene Ontology annotation, biological process: maturation of SSU-rRNA from tricistronic rRNA transcript (SSU-rRNA, 5.8S rRNA, LSU-rRNA).
GCCGACAGCACGUGUUUACACCCCCUCUCGCGCUCUGUAUCGUUUUGCUCCCCGCGUGCGCGACGCAGACGCACGCAAGCGGCUCCGAGAACAUGGCGGCCGACGGACGUUGUGCUGCUCCUUCAGCGCCGACGCUGCCGUGCUCCUUUUCGCCGAGAUCGCGGCGCUACCUCGCCGUGUGCGCACAGGACGGACGCCUGCGGGUCUGGGACGCCGACUCGCGCGCGCUUCACCGGGAAUACGUGCCUUCCGCGCACCUCAGCGCCACUUGUACUUGCAUCGCCUGGGGACCGUUCAGAGCGACCAAGGAGGGCCCUCAGAGGAAGAAGAGGAAGUCCGAGGCGGGUCAGACCUCCACUCAGCAGUCUGAUCUGUUGGCUCUGGGUACAGCAGCGGGCACCGUCCUCAUCUACAGCACAGUGAAGGGAGAUCUGCACUGCACUCUGGAUGGAGGACACAGUGGGAGUGUGAACAGUGUCCAGUGGCACCCUGAAGACUCAGUCCUGUACAGCGGUUCAGACGACACACACAUCGUAGAGUGGGACCUGAAGACGGGUAAAACACGCUGUAAAUGGAAAGCAGACAGAGCGGCUGUGACGAGUCUGUGUGUGAGUCCUGAUGGGAAACUCCUGCUGUCUGCUGGGAUGACCAUCAAAAUGUGGGACCUGGAGACCAAGGAAGUGUACAGGAGGUUCACAGGUCACCCGACCACCGUAACGACCCUGUGCUUCGCCACGACCCGACCUCCGGACAGCGACGGCCUGUACUUCCUGUCUGGAGCGGCUCACGACAGACUGCUGAGCGUGUGGCAGGUCCGUGCCGACGGCAAAGACAAACACUCGGUGGUGUCGUUCACGCUGACGGACGAACCCCAACACGUCGACCUGCAAACAUCUAACAGUAAAGACGAGCCAGUGCGGUUAGCGGUGGUGAGUAAGGACGGGCAGCUGCACCUCUUCGAGCACUUUCUCAACGGGCCGUGUAAGAAGCCGCUGUCCCCGGUGUGUUCGGUGCAGGUGUCGAGCGGCGGCUCCGGCGAAGGCGACACCCCGAUGCCCGUCUCGCUGCUGGCUGCGGCUCUGUGCUCAGACAGACAGAGCAUCAUGCUGGCGUACGGCAGCCACCUACAACCCGUCAUCGAGAAAACGUCCAUCAACAUGUCAGAGAGACACGUGUGUCUGAUCCGAGACGUUCAAACGACGCUGUCGAUUUCCGUCGACGCCGCGGUCACGAAGGUGAAGACGCCGAUCGUGAACGAACAGAAGAGUAAAGUUUUAAUACCAGGACUUCCCGGGCAUCAGCCGCCGAUCAGAGCGACUCCCAGCCAAUCAGAGAAGAGGAAGAAAGGAGCCGUUCCUACGGAGAUGACGAUAGAGGAGCGCUUGGAGCAGAUCGAGCUGAGCACGUCGUCCGGCGGUAAAGGAGCGAAUAAAGGAGCUGCGGCUUCGCUCCAGACCGACAGCUUCGCCGUUCUGCUCGUUCAGGGCCUCGAGAGCAAAGACGAGAAGAUCCUCAACAAAAUCUUUCAGACGAAGAAGGAGGCCUUGAUUAAGAACACGGUGGCGCGGUUGCCUCCUCCUGCUGUCCUGCCUCUCGUGGAGGAACUGUCGAGGAGGCUGCAGGGACAUCCGUUUGCAGCGAUCCUCAUCGUGCAGUGGCUGAAGGCCGUGUUGACGCAGCACACGUCGUACUUGUCAUCGAUCCCUGACCUGGUGUCUCAGCUCGGCGCGCUCUACCACAUGAUCGAGAGCAGGGUGAAGUUGUACCAGCAGCUGACGAGACUCCACGGCAAACUCUACCUGCUCAUGACACAGGUGGCGACAAGUAACAGUUCCCAUAAAGUAGCAGACCUGGACCUGAAAGCCAAACUGGUGUAUGAGGAAGAAUCCUCAGACGAAGACUCUGGAGACGAGGGACGGCCCGAGGACGACUCGGACAGCUGGGAGGAGGAUGAGGAGCUGGACAAGGAGGAAGGGAUGGAUGUAACGGAGGACAAAGAAAACCACGCGGAUGAGGACGAUGACGACGAGAGCGACGAAGACGCGAAGGACGAGUCCAAAGCGAACGGCGAUUCGGACUUAGACCCCGAGAGCGAAGAGGAAUGAAAACGAACAACAGAGAAAAAAAAUUAGCUUGGAAGUUUAUAUAUUAUACAUUUGUUUUAUUUUUUUUUUUCCUCUUCAUUUUAUUGUUUAAAAAAAAAAAUCGCAAAGCCUGUUUUAUAGAGUUCCUGUCAUGGACUGAAAGCGGUCGAGUCCCUGGACGGCCACCAGGGCGGCGACGUCACAGGCUCAGGAGUGAACACGAAGCCAUUUUACUCCUUUAAACAGAGUACACAGACUGGCCCCAUUAUUCAUCCUUUACAUCUUUUUUUUUUUUUAUUAUUAUUCAUCUUUUUUUCCCUCUCAUUCUUAUGGUCCUGCAGUAGCAGUGUACCAGGCUGGUGUAUUAUUAUUUUCUUACACAAUUAUACAAAAUCUCUCCCCCACUUUAAGGUUACGUUUCUGAGUAUUAGGCCCCGUGUAUGAGGAAUUUACUUCUCACUUUCCUCACCCUCAUUUUCCCACAAUGCUGAAGUCCUGUUGAUUUCUAGUCUGUGAGCUUCUGCUGCUGAGUUAUGCCAAAAAUAUAUAAAUAUGAAUCAUGACGCGAGGACGCGGCGUGUCCAGUGCAUCACGUUUUCAGAAUAAAAUACACACCGGAUUUGGAAAAACCCAUCAUUUCGGUUAUCGUCCCUACUGUACAGGGAGUUUAUAUUGUUUUUCCUUUUGCUUGAUUUGUAGAUCAAGUCUAAUCAAGAACGGGACAAAACACACAGUUUACAGAUGGGAUUAAAUCUCAAUUGGGUUUAAGUGUAAACUUCCGUCUCAUAAACUCGACACUGUGACCUUCUGCCCCUCGCUGCAUUUUUUUAAAAGCGUGUAACUUCGCAGCACAAACCGACGACUGACCCGAACCACAGCUCCUUAAUCUUCUGUCCAUGUGUUAAACCUUUGCUUUCCUGAACCCGCACCUCAUCUCUUCACUUUUUAUUUCUGUGUCCUUUUCCCACACUUCUGUCCCUACGGUGUCGAUAAACGGCGUCUGCUUCGUCCGACGACGGUUCGAGGGAAGAGGGCCGUGCGAAUGUUGCUCGGUUUGGUUGAAUAAUAAACGUCGCGGCCCGUCGGAUGCUUCGGGGGGGGAUUUGUGAUCCGUAACCUUUUUCAAUGCAAGCAGUAAAUAUGGACGACUGUUGUACAGUUGAAAUGAAAUAAAUUCCUUUUUUGUUCACA